Molecule: messenger RNA, 1655 nt
Organism: Lemur catta (Ring-tailed lemur)
Lineage: Eukaryota; Metazoa; Chordata; Mammalia; Primates; Lemuridae
Gene: DYRK4
Product: dual specificity tyrosine phosphorylation regulated kinase 4
Exons: 12
Coding region: 60-1598 (512 amino acids)
Biological process (GO): peptidyl-serine phosphorylation; peptidyl-threonine phosphorylation
Cellular component (GO): nucleus
Molecular function (GO): protein serine/threonine/tyrosine kinase activity; ATP binding; protein serine/threonine kinase activity
Source: RefSeq, a predicted model, not a curated record
GCCAAAAAAUCCUGCUGAAGCCACCUCUGCUGUAUCAGGAGACUCAAACUCACAGUCGGAUGCCAUCCUCCGAGCUCAAGGUUUCAGAAAUGCCUCUCCACUCUAGCAUUAAAGUCCGGCACCCCAAGUCAGAGGAGAAGCCACCGAGGAGGCACAAGGUGCCUCUGACAGCGGCAGAGGCCCUCAGGUGUUUUAAGAAACAGCUGUCUGCUUACGAGCAAAGCGAAAUCCUGGGCUACGCAGAGGUAUGGUUCCUGGGGCUUGAAGCCCAGAAGCUCAACGUGGCUACUGAGAAGUUCAACAAGACAUGUUUUGAUGAUGAACAUGGCUCCUAUAUGCAGGUCCUGCACGACCACAUUGCCUACCGCUACGAAGUCCUGGAGAUGAUCGGGAAAGGGUCCUUUGGACAGGUGGCCAAGUGCUUGGAUCACAAAAACAACGAGUUGGUGGCCCUGAAAAUCAUCAGGAACAAGAAGAGGUUUCACCACCAGGCCCUGGUGGAGCUGAAGAUCCUGGAAGCUCUCAGACGGAAGGACAAAGACAAUGCCUACAACGUGGUGCACAUGAAGGACUUCUUCUACUUCCGCAACCACCUCUGCAUCACCUUCGAACUCCUGGGAAUCAACUUGUACGAGUUGAUGAAGAAUAACAGCUUUCAAGGCUUCAGUCUUUCCAUAGUUCGGCGUUUCACCCUCUCUGUUUUGAAGUGCUUGCAAAUGCUUUAUGUAGAGAAAAUCAUUCACUGUGAUCUCAAGCCCGAAAAUAUAGUGAUACACCAAAAGGGCCAAGUCUCUGUUAAAGUCAUUGACUUUGGAUCAAGUUGUUAUGAACACCAGAAAGUAUACACCUAUAUCCAAAGCCGGUUCUACCGAUCCCCAGAGGUGAUUCUGGGCCACCCCUACAACAUGGCGAUUGACAUGUGGAGCCUGGGCUGCAUCAUGGCGGAGCUGUACACGGGCUCCCCUCUCUUCCCUGGGGAGAACGAGGUGGAGCAGCUGGCCUGCAUCAUGGAGGUGCUGGGCCUGCCGCCAGCCGGCUUCAUUCAGAUGGCCUCCAGGAGACAGAUGUUCUUCGAUUCCAAAGGUUUUCCUAAAAAUAUAACCAACAACAGGGGGAAAAAAAGAUACCCGGAUUCCAAGGAUCUCACAAUUGUGCUGAAAACCUAUGAUACCAGCUUCCUGGACUUCGUCAGAAGGUGUUUGGUAUGGGAACCUUCUCUUCGAAUGACCCCUGACCAGGCCCUCAAGCAUGCUUGGAUUCAUGAGCCACGGAACCUCAAACCACAUCCCAGGCCCCAGACUCUGAGGAAAUCCAGUUUCUGUUACCUCUCUGAGACAAGGAAGGACAAAGUUCGAGGGUCUCAUCACUCGAGCAAAAAAGCAGAUGAGCUCGCCAAAGAUACUACAGACAGAAUAAAAGACGGCACCACUGAGCAUGUUCAGAAUUCAGGGGACAAGCAGGGCUCUGUCCAGCUGCCUCCUCUAGCAGAAGCACCUGGGAAGGCACAGGCAGUUGGGCUAGAGGUGUCCGUCACCUCCACAGAACAAAGCAAGAACUCCUCCCCCAAGAACACAAACAUUCUGCCACCUAUUGUGUGAUCUCUGCUCCUUUCCACCAGUGAUUGGUAUCAGAGACAGCACUUAUAUUGUACAAUA